GUUUCCGCGGCCGGGCCUUCUCUAGCCCAGCUUCGUCUCUAUGGUCCCCUGCCGAGGGGCGCUCUAGCCUGCGCCGGGGACGGUGAGACGUCGCAGCCGCCUUGCUGGGCUCCGGGCGGCUCCGGAGGGCGCCUCGCGGAUCGCGCUGUCGGUCAUGGAGCCCUUGCGCAAAGCGCUGAUCGUGGGCGCAGUGCGGGGCGUGGGGGCUGGCGUGGGCUCUGCGCUGUUUGUCCUCGUGACCCCGGGAGAGCAGCAGAAGCAGGCGAUACUAAAGGAGAUACCGGAGCAGGACCCGCAGCGCAGGGACGAGGCAGCCAGGACCAAACAGCUACUGCUGGCCACUCUGCAGGAGGCAGCGGCCACACAAGAGAACGUGGCUUGGAGGAAGAACUGGAUGAGCGGCGGCGGCGGCGGGAGGUCAGCCUGAGCCCGGACCUGCUCCCGUGGGCGCCGUGACCUCCGCUCCCACGCAGGAGUCCAAGGCAGCCUUUCUCCUUUGUGGGCCGGCAAGGAGUCCAGACCCAGAUGCCACGCGCAGGCCUCUCCGGGUCCUGGGGAGCUGCUGCUGGGUGAGCACGUUACCCCCCGCCCCCCAAACCCUGUACUGACUGUGUUUUAACGUCUACGUUACGGGCCGGGGCGUCGGAUGCGGCUUAACUGAAGGAACCAAUAAAUCAUGUUCCUUCAUCCAGAGAGUGACUCUGCAGUUUGGACGCCGGUAAAAGUCUAGAGUGUUUUGGGGGUCGGUGCUGCGAGCCCGAAAGACUGCAACUUCCGCCUGCCCCGCCCCCCAUGUGAAGCUGAAGCCCAAUAGGCAGAGCAACCACGUUUUCAAAAAACCACUCAGGUCAUGUGGUCUGUGUGGAGUGUUCUUUGGGGAUAACCAAGUGACAUUCUUGAAAUCAUAGGUAUCCUGGAAACUCGUGUGCAGUAAAUGCCCGUAGAGGACACCUUGGGCUACUUUCCUUUGAAUGAGGUUGGUGAGGGGAGGGGCUUUUAGUAAUUAACUUGUCCCAUGCUGCCGUCUGUGGUCUUUAACCCUUGGAGGCCCCACCCCCACCCCCACCCCGUGGUAGGACUAGUAAGAGGAGGGUGCUUGGAAUCCGAUCUCGUUUCAACUCCUGCGUGUCCUAAAACCUGAGCCUCAGUCCUGUGCCAUAAAAGGUGCCAUAUCUUGCAGGUGGUUGUAAAGAAGGUGAAUUUAGGAAUGUGAAGUGCAGUGCCUGGCAGAGGGCAGCCUCUCCCUAAAUGCAAUGGGGUUGUCCUCCCUCCAGGUUUUCACUGCAGUGGUCGUCAAACUCUGAAUUGGGUCAUAGGAUCUAUUGGCGAUGCCACUGAAGGGAUGAGAUAAAAGCUGUCAGUGGGGUGACAGCCCCAUAGCCAGACCAACCAGUUCACUUCCCUUUUGUCUACCUUAUGUCCUGUGGUUCCAAACAAGAUUGGUGGUGGUGGUGGGGUGAUGUUGGGGGGGGGGGGCAGCACCCUCGCUUUUAUUAAAUAAAGCUAGAACACUAAA
This is a messenger RNA of Sus scrofa (pig), 1516 nucleotides long. It is a transcript of the gene UQCC3, whose product is annotated as ubiquinol-cytochrome c reductase complex assembly factor 3. Gene Ontology annotation, biological process: mitochondrial respiratory chain complex III assembly; mitochondrial electron transport, ubiquinol to cytochrome c. Gene Ontology annotation, cellular component: mitochondrial inner membrane. NCBI's taxonomy places the organism in Eukaryota, Metazoa, Chordata, Mammalia, Artiodactyla, Suidae. The record is from RefSeq and is a predicted model, not a curated record.